Molecule: messenger RNA, 1589 nt
Organism: Polychytrium aggregatum
Lineage: Eukaryota; Fungi; Chytridiomycota; Chytridiomycetes; Polychytriales
Product: Nuf2 family-domain-containing protein
Exons: 8
Coding region: 110-1441 (443 amino acids)
Biological process (GO): mitotic spindle organization; kinetochore organization; meiotic chromosome segregation
Cellular component (GO): Ndc80 complex; kinetochore
Molecular function (GO): protein-containing complex binding
Source: RefSeq, a predicted model, not a curated record
CGCUCCCUCGCCCGAACCAGCUCCAUCGACCCCAUCGCCGGCACAUAUCCAUCGGGCUCACUUCCGCUGCCUCGCCUUUCCCUCUCUCCACCACCGUCGUUUGCUCAACAUGCUCGCUGCCGCAAACUACCAGUUUAUCUGGCCCACCCUGCCGCAGGAGGAGCUGCUCGAGUGCCUCAGCGAACUCAAGAUCCAGGCCCAGCAACGGGACCUGACCGAGCCCACCGCCGUCCGUGCCCAAGCCAUCUAUGAGAGCUUCUCCUUUUACCUGACCGGUCUCAACCGGGACUCGUUCGCACAGCCCAACUACGAGACCCUGGAGUUUCUGGACUAUCCCGAUAUUCACCAAGAAUCGCUGCCCACCAUCGCCUUCUUCAAGCACCUACAAAAGCUGAUGGUCAGCAUCGGUGCCGUCGACUUCAGCUACAGCGACUUUGUCCGUCCCACGGCCAAGCGAUUCGUGUUCCUGCUCAGCUGUCUCAUCAACUUUACUCGAUUCCGGCACUCAAAGAUCGAGCUGUUCAAUCGGCACGAGGAAGAGAAGAUGUCGCUGGAAGAAAAGCGCCGAGUCCUGGCCGAGAAGAAAGCUCAGCUCUCCGAGCGGGUCAACAACAUCCGUCUCCAACGGGCAGCCGCUGAGCCGGCCAUCCAGGCCAAGCGCCAGGAAAUCUCACAACUGAAAUCCGAGGUUCGCGAGCUCGUCAAGUCCGAGUCGGCAGCAAGCGGCGAGUACGAGCAAGUCAAGCGCGAGAAAGCCGAGCUCAAUGCUGCCCUGGACGACCUGACGUUCAAAGUCGAUAACGUGCGCCAAGAGUCGAUGCGGCUACGACCCCGCAUCAUCUCAAACCCACAGGAGCUCAAGCGGUCGCUGCUUGAGAUGGAACAAACUGUCCGGGACAGCAUGCAGAAACUGGACGCACAGGAGAAGCACUUCAACGAUUAUCAGUACCGGAUGGAAUACAUCAAGUCCAACAAAACGGAGAUUUCCGACAUCAACAAGCUCAAGGACGAGAUCGAAUCGGAGCGCAAAAAGUACGAGGAGGUGUGUCGCUCGGCUGCCGAUCUCCAAAAUCAAAUCGAGAAGCGCAAGACCGACGAGCGGGGGCUGUCCAUCCAAAAGCAGCAACUGGAUCGAGCGCUACGAAAUGCCAACGAGAAGCUGAAUCGGCUGCAUCGCAACAUGGAUAUGAAGAAGGAAUCGACUGAGUCCAAGCUCCUCAAGCUGCGGGAGGACUAUGCGCAGGCGCAGCGCGAGGUCCAAGCAAUCCAGGCCAAGAUCGACGAGCAUAACAAACGCGAUGCUGCCAUCCAGGAGAAGAUUCUGGAAAUGGAAACGCAACUGGAGGACGACUAUGCAACCCUGCGAGCCAAUGCCCUCAGCGUCAAGGCUCAGCUCGAGUUACACUACCACGCCGUCGUCAAUGCAACGAGAAUAGAGUAGCUCUGCCAAGAAGGAAAAGGCAGAGCCGGUCUGGGAUUGUGCACCGACUUCCCCGCCCGACCGGCCCGUUGUAACAUUGACGGUUGCCAGCGGCAUCUUGGUCGAGCGGCGAGCCUCGCCUAUUGAUACAAUUUUUGUCCAUAGCACA